This is a messenger RNA of Corythoichthys intestinalis (scribbled pipefish), 2192 nucleotides long. It is a transcript of the gene galns, whose product is annotated as galactosamine (N-acetyl)-6-sulfatase. Lineage: Eukaryota; Metazoa; Chordata; Actinopteri; Syngnathiformes; Syngnathidae. The record is from RefSeq and is a predicted model, not a curated record. The transcript is spliced from 14 exons. Bases 42 to 1607 code for a protein of 521 amino acids. Gene Ontology annotation, molecular function: N-acetylgalactosamine-6-sulfatase activity; arylsulfatase activity.
CUUCCUUGUAGUUGGUGCUGGUUGUUAUUGCGGCGUUUGUGAUGUCUGGUCCAACUUUAACUUUUUGGUGCGCGUUAAUGUGUGUUUACCGGGCAGAAAAGAUAGGAACUGCGACACCACCGAACAUUGUCAUUAUGCUAAUGGAUGACAUGGGUUGGGGGGACCUAGGGGUUUUGGGCCAGCCCGCUAGAGAGACCCCUUAUCUGGAUGCCAUGGCUGCACAGGGCAUGCUUCUCCCAAACUUCUACACUGCCAACCCUUUAUGUUCACCAUCCAGAGCAUCACUUCUCACCGGGAGGUUACCUGUACGAAAUGGUUUCUACACUACUAACGGUCAUGCCAGAAAUGCAUACACACCACAGGAGAUUGUGGGAGGAAUCUCUCGGGAUGAGAUCCUGUUACCUCAGAUGCUAAAAAAGAAAGGAUAUGUCAGCAAGAUAGUUGGGAAAUGGCAUCUGGGCCACAGAGCACAGUACCUCCCCCUGAAAAAUGGCUUCGACGAAUGGUUUGGUGCACCCAACUGCCAUUUUGGGCCGUAUAACAAGAGUGAGAGACCCAACAUCCCUGUCUACAACAACUCUGAGAUGGUCGGCAGAUACUAUGAAGAGUUUCAAAUCGACAAAAAAACAGGAGAAUCAAAUCUCACACAGAUUUACUUGCAGGAAGGUCUUGACUUCAUAUAUCGACAGAAUCUGGCCCAACAGCCCUUCUUCCUGUACUGGGCCGCUGACGCAACUCAUGCCCCUGUCUAUGCUUCCAGACGCUUCCUCGGGAAGAGCCAGCGGGGCCGGUAUGGUGAUGCCGUCAUGGAGCUGGACUACAGCGUUGGCCAGAUCCUGUCCAGGCUGAGGACUCUGGGUAUUGAAAAUAAUACCUUUGUUUUCUUCACUUCAGACAAUGGAGCUGCUCUUAUGUCUGGCCCAAAUGAGAGUGGCUCUAACGGGCCUUUCCUCUGUGGGAAGGAAACCACCUAUGAAGGGGGCAUGAGGGAGCCUGCCAUUGCUUGGUGGCCUGGACACAUCACAGCAGGCACGGUGAAUUUCCAGCUGUCUAGUGUAAUGGACCUGUACACCACAAGUUUAUCUCUGGCUGGCAUCAGUCCACCUGAUGAUCGAGCCCUGGAUGGAUUCGACCUGUCACCAAUCCUCCUGAAUAGCUCGCACACACUGCAAAACAGGCCAAUCUUCUAUUACCGUGGCAAUGAACUCAUGGCAGUCAGGCUUGGGCAAUAUAAGGCGCACUACUGGACCUGGACCAACUCUUGGGAUGAGUUAAACAAGGGUGUGAAUUUCUGCCCCGGUCAGGAAGUCCCAGGCGUCACCACACAUGAGCAGAAGGAGCAUACACUGCAGCCUCUCAUUUUCCACCUGGGCCGGGAUCCUGGUGAGAAGUUCCCGAUCAGUGUUUUGACAAAGGAGUACCAGGAUGUACUUGGCCGUAUCUCGCCGGUUGUGGAGCACCAUAAGAAGACGCUGGUUGCUGGCAUACCACAGCUCAACAUGUGUGACCUUGCAGUGAUGAACUGGGCUCCAGCUGGCUGUGAGAAGUUAGGAAAGUGUCUCAAAGCGCCCACAUCAUCUCCCUGGAAGUGUGAGUGGCCGCACUGAGAGAGACGGAAGCCAAACCUCAACGUGUGCCUUACUGCAGAUGUGAAUUUUUUUGAUUUGUUUUUGUUUAUUGUUUAGAUUUAGUAUUUUAAAAUUUGGAGUAUGAAGACUUACGGUGGUCCAUGAGUGAUUUUCAAAGAGUUGCAUCCUGGCAACUCGUGUCGAUAUUUCUGAGGGCAAAGUCAAAGCAUCUGUUUCAACCGCUACCAGUCAGAUUAUUUAUUUACUGGCCACCUUUAGGGGAUUAUUUUUCUAAAGAGAUUCAUAUAACCACGGACAAAAUGAGUCAAAAAUUCUCCUCCUUAACAGGUGCUUAUUGGAGAUGCUUUUGCACAUUUUUUCGAAGUUUUUAUCACCAGUGCAUUCAAAAUUACGACCCUCAUUACAGAGUCGUUACCAAUCUUGCUUAAUGCUAGUCAGAGUUUACUUUUUCAGUGGUCUACACAGUAUUUCACCGCUUCAACUUAUUUUAGCUUUUUUUUUUAUUUUUGAGAAAUGUGUCGACUUCAAAAAGAUAAGCUCAUCACCUUAAAUAAUUCAAAAUUGUAAAUGAAAUUAUUUCAAUAAAUAUUUCUUUUGAAUAUG